Messenger RNA from Corylus avellana, 2717 nucleotides. RefSeq names its product beta-galactosidase 10 (gene BGAL10). NCBI's taxonomy places the organism in Eukaryota, Viridiplantae, Streptophyta, Magnoliopsida, Fagales, Betulaceae. The record is from RefSeq and is a predicted model, not a curated record. Gene Ontology annotation, biological process: carbohydrate metabolic process. Gene Ontology annotation, molecular function: hydrolase activity, hydrolyzing O-glycosyl compounds; carbohydrate binding.
ACAUGCUCUGUUCCCUCCCUACACGAUCCUCUGAUGGAUACAUAGCUUCUCUUUCAGCUCACUCACAACCAAAAAUGAAGCUCUCCUCCUCUCUUCUUCUCCGAUUCACGAUACUGCUGCUCUUCUGCUUCGCUUUAUCCAUUGCCGGCAAUGUGACCUUCGACAGUCGCUCGCUCAUCAUUAAUGGCCAGCGGAAGCUCCUCAUCUCCGCCUCCAUUCACUACCCGCGCAGCGUUCCCGCGAUGUGGCCGGGCUUGGUUCAAACAGCGAAGGAUGGAGGGGUUGAUGUGAUCGAAACAUAUGUAUUUUGGAAUGGUCAUGAACUUUCUCCGGACAAUUAUUAUUUUGGGGGGCGAUAUGAUCUGGUCAAGUUUGUGAAGAUUGUUCAGAAGGCGGGGUUGUAUUUGAUUCUUCGAAUUGGUCCAUUUGUUGCGGCAGAAUGGAAUUUUGGUGGUGUACCUGUUUGGUUGCACUAUGUGCCCGGAACUGUAUUUCGAACCGACAAUGAGCCUUUUAAGCAUUACAUGCAGAAGUUUACAACAUUCAUAGUGAACCUAAUGAAACAAGAGAAGUUUUUUGCAUCACAAGGAGGUCCCAUCAUUUUGGCCCAGAUAGAGAAUGAAUAUGGAUACUACGAGAGUGCGUAUGGAGAUGGAGGGAAGCGAUAUGCCAUGUGGGCUGCUAGCAUGGCUGUUUCUCAGAAUAUAGGCGUCCCUUGGAUUAUGUGCCAGCAAUUUGAUGCUCCUGAUACUGUGAUUGAUACUUGUAACUCCUUCUACUGUGACCAAUUCAAACCUCUUUCUCCCAACAAGCCCAAAAUUUGGACUGAGAAUUGGCCUGGCUGGUUUAAAACAUUUGGGUCCAGAGAUCCUCAUAGGCCACCUGAAGAUGUGGCUUUUUCUGUAGCCCGUUUUUUCCAGAAAGGUGGUAGUGUCCAAAACUACUACAUGUAUCAUGGUGGGACAAAUUUUGGUCGCACUUCAGGUGGACCAUUCAUUACAACAAGUUAUGACUAUGAUGCACCAGUUGAUGAAUAUGGAUUGCAAAGGCUUCCAAAAUGGGGUCACCUUAAAGAACUUCAUGGAGCUAUAAAGAAAUGUGAGCAUGUAUUACUCAAUGGUGACCCAGUUCAUAUGUCACUUGGUCCUAACCAAGAGGCCGAUGUCUACACUGACUCUUCAGGAGCAUGUGCUGCCUUUAUUGCCAACAUGGAUGAAAAAAAUGACAAGACAGUAGAAUUUCAGAAUGUUUCAUAUCACCUACCUGCGUGGUCAGUUAGCAUUCUGCCUGACUGCAAGAAUGCUGUGUUUAACACAGCCAAGGUUAGAACUCAAACCACCAUAGUGGAAAUGGUACCGGAGGAUUUGCAACCAACAAUGGCAUCACCAGAUAAAGGCAUGAAAGCUCUUAAAUGGGAAGUAUUUGUGGAGACAGCUGGGAUUUGGGGAGAAGCUGACUUCAUUAAAAAUGGCUUUGUAGAUCAUAUCAAUACCACAAAAGAUACGACUGACUACCUCUGGUAUACAACAAGUAUAUUUGUUAAUGAAAAUGAAGAUUUCUUAAAGAAGGGAAGCCAUCCAGUUCUUCUUAUUGAGUCAAAGGGUCAUGCUCUCCAUGCUUUUGUCAAUCAGAAACUUGAAGAUAGUGCCUCUGGAAAUGGCACGCAUUCACCCUUCAAAUUUAAGAAACCCAUUUCUCUCAAAGCAGGGAAGAAUGAAAUUGCUCUGUUAAGCAUGACUGUUGGUCUACAAAAUGCAGGCUCAUUUUAUGAAUGGGUAGCAGCAGGACUAACAAGUGUCAAGAUUGAGGGGUUCAAUAAUGGGACAAUUGACAUUUCGUCAUAUGCUUGGUCAUACAAGAUUGGAUUGGAAGGAGAGCACCUGGGAUUAUACAAGGCUGAUGGUUUGGAAAAUGCAAAUUGGUCAUCGACCACAGAACCACCAAAGACACAGCCUUUGACAUGGUACAAGGCUGUUGUGGACCCUCCUUCAGGGGAUGAACCUAUUGGGCUGGAUAUGAUACAUAUGGGGAAAGGUCUAGCUUGGUUGAAUGGAGAAGAAAUUGGAAGAUACUGGCCUCGGAAAAGCUCUAUCCAUGAUAAGUGUGUUCAAGAAUGUGAUUACAGGGGCAAAUUUAUGCCUGAUAAGUGCUUCACUGGAUGUGGAGAGCCAACACAAAGAUGGUACCAUGUUCCACGUUCUUGGUUCAAGCCAUCUGGAAACAUUCUGGUGAUCUUCGAGGAGAAAGGUGGAGAUCCGACAAAAAUCAGUUUCUCAAGACGGAAAAUCUCAGGUGUAUGUGCUUCCGUUGCUGAUGAUUAUCCUUCCUUUGAACUUGAAUCUUGGCAUGAAAAUGGAAAUGUGAACAACGAAACCAAGGCGACUGUCCUUUUGAAGUGCCCCGAGAAUACUCGUAUGUCUACUGUAAAAUUUGCCAGCUUUGGGACCCCUACUGGAGCUUGUGGAUCCUAUAGCAAGGGAGACUGCCAUGAUCCUAAUUCCACUUCUGUGGUUGAAAAGAUGUGCCUAAACAAAAACGAAUGUGCCAUAGAACUAACAGAAGAAAAUUUCAGUAAGGGUUUGUGCCCCUCUGCAACUAAGAAACUUGCUGUAGAAGCCGUAUGCAGCUGAAACUACCAGUUCCAAUGGAGAGCAGAUUCAAAUACACAUGAUAUCAAUUUCCCUGCUUAGCUAAAAAGAAGGAAAAGAAUAUUAUUA